Molecule: messenger RNA, 1196 nt
Organism: Papilio machaon (common yellow swallowtail)
Lineage: Eukaryota; Metazoa; Arthropoda; Insecta; Lepidoptera; Papilionidae
Gene: Nmdmc
Product: probable bifunctional methylenetetrahydrofolate dehydrogenase/cyclohydrolase 2
Exons: 6
Coding region: 24-1022 (332 amino acids)
Biological process (GO): tetrahydrofolate interconversion
Cellular component (GO): mitochondrion
Molecular function (GO): methylenetetrahydrofolate dehydrogenase (NAD+) activity; methenyltetrahydrofolate cyclohydrolase activity; methylenetetrahydrofolate dehydrogenase (NADP+) activity
Source: RefSeq, a predicted model, not a curated record
AAUUUUUGAUUAAAAAUUAGGCGAUGAGGCAAACUAUUUGCUUUCGGGUUGUCAGUUCACUUUUAUCUACCAAGAUGAGAAGUCAUACGUACUAUGAGUCUAUGGGAGCGGCCAGAAUCAUGGCCCAAAUUAUUGAUGGGAAAGCCCUGGCUAAAGAAAUAAAAGAUGAAUUGAAAACUAAAAUUCAAAGCUACAUAAACUUAGGCAACCGUGCACCGUCCCUACGCUGUAUAAUAGUUGGUGAAGAUCCCGCAAGUCAUACAUAUGUCAGAAAUAAAAUACAAGCUGCAAUAGACGUUGGAAUUGAUGCUACGACAUUAAAAUAUGAUGGAACGUUGAGUGAAGAUGAAUUGAUUGCAGCGAUUAAUUCUUUAAAUACCGAUAAUAAUGUUGAUGGAAUUCUUGUACAAUUACCAUUGCCGGGAAAAAUGGAUGAAAGGAAAGUAUGCAAUACAGUUGCACCGGAAAAAGAUGUUGAUGGUUUUCAUAUAACCAAUGUUGGACAACUUUGUCUUGAUAUGCCAACAUUUGUGCCGGCUACUGCCCUUGCUGUUGUGGAGAUUUUAAAAAGGUAUAAAAUAGAUACAUUCGGUCGGAAUGCAGUUGUAGUGGGUCGUUCGAAGAAUGUAGGAAUGCCGAUCGCUAUGAUGCUCCACAGCGAUGGUAAACAUGACAGUAAAUUGGGCAUGGACGCGACCGUGACUGUGUGCCAUCGAUAUACUCCAGCGGAACAGCUGGAGUUCUUCUGUCGUAAUGCAGACAUUAUUAUAACUGCUACUGGUGUUCCUAAAUUGAUAAAGGCAACAAUGAUAAAGCCCGGCGCUACAAUUAUAGAUGUAGGAAUCACAAGAAUUACGGAUGAACAAGGGAAGACGAAACUUGUUGGUGACGUUGAUUAUGAAGAGGUUAGUAAAAUAGCUGGAGCGAUAACCCCGGUUCCUGGUGGCGUUGGUCCUAUGACAGUCGCGAUGUUAAUGCACAACACGCUUCAAGCCGCUCAGAGGCUCGCGAGAAAAAAUUAAACACGUUUAUACCUACGUGACCUAUCUAGAUUAUCUAAUCAAAAAAAGAUUAGUUAUUUUAUCUCGAAUAUGUUGAAAUCUUAAUUCAGAUUAUGUAUUUAUUUCAUAAUAUGUCUAUUUCAAAAUUGUUUGGUUAAUUUUUAUUUGCACAAGAGUAGAAAAACUCUAAUCAAG